GGAUAGACAACAUUGUGCUGUGCUAUAGUUGGAUACUUGGAUUUAUUGAAUUUGAGAUCUUGUGGAUCUGAUCUGAGCUGAGCUGAAGUCAACAAUGGCGAAAGCCAGGUACUCUCGGCUUCCGUCUCGGAAAUCAUCAUCAUCUUCUACGUUGAUCCUUACCUUGUUCCUCGUCUUCACCUUCCUCGUUCUCAUUCUCCUCGCUCUCGGCUUCCUCUCCUUUCCUAACAACUCGCGUGACAAUUUUCCCAAACCUAACGAUCUUACCUCCAUUGCUCGGAACACUAUCCAUCGAACCGACGAUGAAGAUGAGAGGGGAGAGCAGUGGGUUGAAUUAAUAUCGUGGGAGCCUAGAGCUUUUGUUUAUCAUAAUUUUCUGACCAAGGAGGAAUGCGAAUAUCUAAUCGAUAUAGCGAAACCAAGUAUGCAUAAGUCAACAGUUGUCGAUAGUGAAACUGGAAAGAGUACAGACAGCAGAGUACGUACAAGCUCUGGAACUUUUCUGGCCAGAGGACGUGAUAAGAUUGUGAGGAACAUUGAGAAAAGAAUUGCUGACUUUACUUUUAUUCCAGCAGAUCACGGUGAAGGACUUCAAGUUCUACACUAUGAAGUUGGACAAAAGUAUGAGCCUCACUAUGACUACUUUCUUGAUGAAUUUAACACAAAGAAUGGGGGUCAGCGUAUGGCAACAGUACUGAUGUACCUUACAGAUGUUGAAGAUGGGGGUGAGACAGUGUUCCCAGCUGCCAAAGGGAAUAUUAGUUCUGUGCCAUGGUGGAAUGAGCUUUCUGAUUGCGGAAAAAAGGGACUUUCGAUUAAGCCAAAGAGGGGUGACGCUUUACUUUUCUGGAGCAUGAAGCCAGAUGCAACUUUAGAUCCAUCAAGCUUGCAUGGUGGUUGUCCAGUGAUUAAGGGUAACAAGUGGUCAAGUACCAAAUGGAUACGUGUCAAUGAAUACAAAGCUUGAAUGUACAUUCCUAUAGGCUUGUCUGAGUUCAUCACGCCAGUGAUGUACAAUUUUAAAGUCUCAGCUAAAAACUUUUCAAGAUAAUGCCUCGUGUUGGAAGGAAAUUUUUACUGCAUGAUACGGCAUUCUGUAAUUGUGGAUGUUCUGCUGUACCUCCUAACUCAUUUUUUCCCUACCCUUUUCUUUCAUAUUAGUAGCAAAUAUAAAAAUAUUUAUGUUCCUGUGAAUUUACAUUAGGGAGGUUCAAGAAAAUGUAUGAAAUCCAAUAGAUUGAUCAAGUAUACCAGCUUUGUCCUCAGAACUCGGUU
Gastrolobium bilobum is the source of this 1275-nucleotide messenger RNA. Its product is annotated as probable prolyl 4-hydroxylase 10. Gene Ontology annotation, molecular function: procollagen-proline 4-dioxygenase activity; iron ion binding; L-ascorbic acid binding. Bases 95 to 967 code for a protein of 290 amino acids. The transcript is spliced from 8 exons. Gene Ontology annotation, biological process: peptidyl-proline hydroxylation to 4-hydroxy-L-proline. The record is from RefSeq and is a predicted model, not a curated record. Lineage: Eukaryota; Viridiplantae; Streptophyta; Magnoliopsida; Fabales; Fabaceae. Gene Ontology annotation, cellular component: endoplasmic reticulum.